GGGAGAAGGAAAGCACUGCUUUGGCAUGGAGACAUUAAAGUGACAGCGCUACUCAAUGGGCACUGGAUGCAGCAUGAGUUGGCGGAGCAGCCUUCUUCACACUGGAGCCAUUCACAUCAUGCCAUCUCGUCUCAUCCAAGCAGCUGCCUGACCGGGCUCCAAGAUGGCAACUCAUAUGUAUAUUCAGUCACAACCUUCCUCAGAAGAAAUAAAACUCAGAAAAUCAAGAACUGCUGAGCUUGUAGAAAAAAAUUUGUGGCUUCUCACCAGAAAAGAACAAGUCAUAUAUACUUAUGGAUCACUGUAUCUUGGGACAACUUCAUCUUUAUGUGGAUUAUUUGCAAACUACCUUUUCAGGCAUUGUAUGAAGGUUAAACAGCAUCCUUUUAAGACAUUUGUGCCAUUGUCUGCAAUUCCAUUUUUGACCACUGCUGUAACUUUUAAGUUCCUUGUAACAGAUCCCUUAAAUUCUGGUGAUUUAACCAUGGACAUGUGUAUUUUGAGAGGUGCCUUUGUUUCUGCGUUAUUUGGUGUCUUUCAUCCCUCUUCUAUGGCCUUUUUUAAAAAUGGGCGUCUGGCAGUCAAGUACGAAACCGUUCCAUUACCUCCAAGAGGAAGGGCUCUCUACCACUGGACUGUACUUUGUCAUUCAGCUGCAAAGCUAAUGGCUAUUCCUAUGAUCAUGCAGAUUAUGUUUGGAGGACAGCUUGCCUUCCUGCAGUAUAAAAUACGUGACAGAAUUUUUGAACUCCUUGAACAUGACUGACUUCAGAAUUAACCUUUUAAUGUAUAUGAUGAAGUUCGGAAGAUUUCAUGAAAGAGAUGAAUAAAUGUAAAUCACAAGCAAGCAACAUCAUGUAGAAUUCAUGUGUGCAAAUAAAAAUUAUGUGAUGUCCUUGACUACAGCACAGACUCCUUGAGGGAAAGGACUAAGAAUGACAAUAUCGAUAGCUACAUUAAUAUGAUGCUCUGAGUUUUACAGAGAGAUUUGCAAAUAUUAUCUCAUUUGAUCCUCACAACAACCCAAUGAGGCGGGUGCUGUUUUUAUCCCCAUUUUGCAGACGAGGAAACCGAGGCUGAGAGAAGUUACGUGACUUGUCCAGAGUCACAUAUCUAUUAAGUGUCUGAGUCUGGAUUUCAACUCAUAUUGAUCUUGACUCCAAGUUCAUCACCCUAUCUGCUGAACUACUUAGCAUAUGUUCUCUUUAAUGCCUGGAAUAUCUAGCUGGGAGAGGGUAUUGUUUGGUUUUUUGUUAAAUUUUUUUUUCAAUUAACAAAUUAAUUUUCUCACAGCUGGCCUCCUCCCACUGUUGAAAAAAAAAUGAAACUUUUGUAAUACAUAUGCAUAGUUAAGCAAAACAAAUUCCUACAUUGACCAUAUUCAGAAUACACACAUACACAUACGGCUCAUUCUGCACUCCGAAUUCAUCACUUCUUUAUCAAGAGCUAAGUAAGUAGCAAGCUAUGGCUUCUAGAAUCACAGCUGGUCGUCCCAGUGAUCAGAGUUCCUUAGUUUUUCGGAGUUGUUUGUUUUUACAGUGUUGAUGUUGUUGUAUAAAUUGUCCUCCUUUUUCUGUUUACUCUUCAUCAGCUUAUACAAGACUUACUAGGUUUCACUCCAACCAUCCCUUCAUGCCCAUCAAUUGGGAAAUGACUAAACAAGUUGUGGUACCUGAUUGUGAGGAAUAUUAUUGUGCUAUAAGAAAUGACAAGCAGAAUGAAACACCUGUAAAGAUUUAAUGUGAACUGAUACAUAAUGAAGUGAGCAGGAGAACAGUAUACACAGUAACAGUGGUAUUGUGAGGAUAAUCAGCUGUGAAAGACUUUACUCUGGUCAGUACAGUGAUUCAAGACAAUUCCGAAGGAAUUGCGAUGAAAAACACUAUCCAACUCAAAGAGAAUCGAUGAACUCUGAGUCCAGAUUGAGGCAUGUUAUUUUUCACUUUCUAUAUUUUUCUUGGGCUUGGGGUGUUUUUGCAAUACAACUAAUAGAGAAAUAUCUUUUUAAUAACUUCACAGGUAUAAUGGGUAUCAUAUUACUGGCCGCCUCAGUGGGUGAGUCAGGGCCUGGAGAGAGGGCCAGGAUUUAGAACUCAAAAUUUUUGUUUAAAUGAAUGCUGAAAAUAAAUAAAUAAUUGAUUUGAA
Molecule: messenger RNA, 2145 nt
Organism: Dromiciops gliroides (monito del monte)
Lineage: Eukaryota; Metazoa; Chordata; Mammalia; Microbiotheria; Microbiotheriidae
Gene: TMEM126B
Product: transmembrane protein 126B
Exons: 5
Coding region: 164-766 (200 amino acids)
Biological process (GO): mitochondrial respiratory chain complex I assembly
Cellular component (GO): mitochondrion
Source: RefSeq, a predicted model, not a curated record